CGAAAGGUUGCAAGAUUCAAGGGGGCCGAAUACUUUUGCAAGGCACUGUAUAUGGUGCUAAAUGGUAAUUAUUCACUUUCCUUUAUUUUUUUAUACCGUUUCAAGUAUACUCCUCUAUAAGAUCUUACGUAAUCCAAUGUUUACUUUUCACUUAAAUAAGUCAAUAAUGGUUUUUUCAAAUCUAAAAACACAUUUCUCUAAUAAAAUAGAAUGUCACCUCUAUAGCCCAGGAGCACUGAAGUAACAAAUUACAAACAUAUGUAUUUAAUAUAUACCUAAAAAUGCCAUUAAGCUUGAUAACACACAUCACUUAAAAGUUAGGAUUUUUUUCCCCCACGUAUUUCAAUUGAAUUUCUAUUUGUGUCAACUGUCAAGCCAUUUUUAAGUUCUCGUUAAGUUUUAAGUUAGUCUAAACUGUCCUUAUGGAGGAAGUCGGCGUGAUGUCACCUCGCUUAGCAACAUGUCGCCAUUUUGUGAAGGGGGUACACACAGCUAAACAUUCUAUAGACAAACGUCUGAAAUUCAUAUAUUUCAGUUGUGUUUUGCGUCUUUUUUCCUAACAACGUCUUAAACUUGGCUUACCAUUAUCACGAGUCACUGCCGACAGACGCGAGGAGGCGAUGCAAUUUAAAAUUUGCGUUUAUUGGCGUUCAAAGCUGCCGAUACAAAGUCGCAUCUGAUAGCUGGAUAAACAAAGGAAUGGCCUGCAGUGGAGUUCGGAAACAUCUACAACUACCUCAAAGUCACUCAUGACGUCCGCUCCCACGUUGGAUGUCGUCGUGACGAUCAGAGAGACGUGGCAAUGUCAGACUGCAGGCCGCCGCCUGGCCGACGUGGUGCUGGCGGUUGACGUUACCGGGUCGGAUGACGGCGGAGAGGAACAGAAGCUAAGGGGGGAAUUCGGGGAUGACGGCGUGCUGUUGGAGCGACUGGACGCUGAAAACACCGACCCCUGCGUCCUGACAGUGAGCUGCGGCCGCGCCGCCGUCGGCCGCCUGAUGAUCGUCAGCGAGGCCCGGACCAUGGAGGUGUACCUCCCCUCUGGGGAAUACUGUGCGACGGUCCGGGGUGAGAAGCAGGAGCACAUCCAGCAAGGCGACAGAGGACCAUUCUACAGAAAGCAGCUCAGCCUGGACGCCGCGCCGUCGUCCUGCGACGUUAAGCUGCUCUCUCUUUCGAGCGGAAGCAGCGUAAUGGUGCGUACCCUAGUGGUAGGACUGCGGCCGGCGGCACCAAGCCGUCCUGAAGAAAGCGCCAUCGACUUGCAGCGCGUCCAAAGUCUAGUGGACGAGAUUGGCGCCGGCCUCUCACCGGGGGCUCGGAACCUCAUGGACAUGGUGCGACUCCAGCAGAAGAACCAGAACAGCUUCCUGCCUCUCCUGAUGGGUGGGGGGUUCUUGUCGGCGUUGGCCCGGGCACCGAAUGUCGGGAGCGCCUUUGCCGCGCAGCCCGAAUCGGACUCCGUAGCGCCCGGAAACCGGGCGGCUUCAGCAGAGAUGCUGUGCGACUUCCUGAAGGGCCGACGGGACGGCGUGGGCUCCGCUCCCCCUGAGGUGCUGAGGGAGCUCUGCGGUCAGGUGACGCGGCUCCGACUGGACCGGGAAACGAUGCCUCCCAUUGCCGCCACGGCGUCUAUGGAGCGCCGCCUAGAGGAGAUGGAGCGCCGUCUGAAGGAGCACAUGGACCGCCGCCUGGACGCGCUGGAACUCAAACUGGAGAGAGCGCUACUCGCCAUCCUCCCGCAGGGGGCGUCCUCGGGCCUCCCGCCCGAGGAACCUGCGAACGGUAACCGGACGAGAGAAGCGGCAUCGCUCUGAUCUGCGUGCGCUUGCGCUAACUACUACCAAAAUUUGGAUUUAUGAGCAAGCUGGUACGGAACUAACUCAUCGGUAAAUUGCAGCGAGCUCGUUCAACUAACGGCUGAUUAAAAUGACGAACAGGAUUUGCUAACAUGUUUACGCACUGAAUCGGGAACUGAAUGUUCUUCUUCUGUACUGUCACAUUUUUUUGAUUGAUCAAGUUAAAAUAAUGGUUAUUUGCAGCCCUGUAAUGUAUUAAAAUCUGACCCGCGGUUGCUUUUCUCAGUUAAGGUUGAAAAAACACAAAAUAAUAAUCAUAAGAAAUAUACUCAAUGUAUUGAUACCUGAAAAAAUGACUGCUCUCACAAGCAAUACAGCAAAUUAACGGACAUGAUGUGACCUGACAUAAUGACCUGUUAUUACUAAAUAAAUGUCAUUAUACUGAAAAUUGUACUUUUUAAAAAAUAUUUGUAUUUUAGUUGAUAUUUUUUGUUAUUCUUUUCUAAAAAAAAAAUGUAUGAGUGUAUAUUUACCACGUGACACAUUUUGCGACCCGGUUGAGCCCACCUGCUCAGUAGCAUUGUGUUUGUAACACAUGACAUUAAUGACUGGAAGCACAUUAAAAACAGAAAAAAGUCAAUUGGUUGGAUUUUUUAG
Messenger RNA from Corythoichthys intestinalis (scribbled pipefish), 2456 nucleotides. RefSeq names its product chromosome 21 C10orf88 homolog (gene c21h10orf88). The transcript has 8 exons. Bases 750 to 1817 code for a protein of 355 amino acids. The record is from RefSeq and is a predicted model, not a curated record. NCBI's taxonomy places the organism in Eukaryota, Metazoa, Chordata, Actinopteri, Syngnathiformes, Syngnathidae.